AUGAAACUCGAUUUGGGCGACGGAACGAUAGUUCUCGAUGUAGAUUUGCAACUAAACAACAGCGCGGGCGAUGGCCCCCAAAAAUUGAGCCCUACAAGCUGUGCUCGCGUGCUGGCUUACAUUGACCGUUUAAAACUGCCCCUGUGGGUGCUACGGGGCGCUGCGUACACGUGCUGGAGCGAAAGCCCAACGACAGCGGCGUAUUUCCGGUCAAAGCUGUUGAAAAAGAGACACGUUCGUCGUGGGAUCAUAGCGUCGCACAAGGAAGGCCAUUGUAUGUUCUACGCAUCGCAGCCGGAUCCGGAGAAGCUAGUUUUCGAGAUAUACUGUGUAGAGCUCGAUAUCCUCUCGUGCAGGCACCGACUGGACCUGCAACUGCCCAAAAGCACAGGAGCCAGCGGCGAAGUCCUGGACAAUUUGGUGGCCCGCAGACAGCAGCGACAGCUGCGCAGCCGAUCUCAGGUCUCUACGCACGCGCAGUUCGCCGAUGUGAAACGUCAGUUCGUGAAAACGGCCGCCAGCUGCAUCCGAAGCGGCCUGCGUCUGCGUGGCAUGCCCGAAGCGCAGCCAGAGUUUCAGUUGCUGUACAAAACCACACUGUCCACAGUGGAGUUCGCUCACAGACACGAUUUGAACGCUCCACGACACCCGGUGCCCUUUGAGCUCGUCCAGGAAUCCGUAGAGACCGUUCUGAGACUUUUCACGGGCACGUGA
Molecule: messenger RNA, 714 nt
Organism: Lachancea meyersii CBS 8951
Lineage: Eukaryota; Fungi; Ascomycota; Saccharomycetes; Saccharomycetales; Saccharomycetaceae
Source: the annotation of a GenBank genome assembly